Messenger RNA from Fulvia fulva, 3858 nucleotides. RefSeq lists its product as uncharacterized. NCBI's taxonomy places the organism in Eukaryota, Fungi, Ascomycota, Dothideomycetes, Mycosphaerellales, Mycosphaerellaceae. The transcript has a single exon. Bases 1 to 3858 code for a protein of 1285 amino acids. The record is from RefSeq and is a predicted model, not a curated record.
AUGUCUAAGCUGUUCUCCAAGAAGAAGGCCAACAACGAUGCCACCCUCUCCAACGAACAGGCGCUCAAUGCGCUCUCACAGCCGGCUUCACCAACACUCAACAAGAAGUCUUCCAGCAGCCGGUGGAAGAAGAGCAAGAAGCCACAGCCCGAAGCAAAACCACAGCUCGACCUCUCAGCAGCACUACCAUCGACAGACGACUUCCGAACCAGUUUGCUCAUGCCCAGCCUAUCGACGCGAUUCAGCAUGCUUAGAGAGCAGGACGAUCCGAACUCGUUGAUUGGCAAAGCGAGCGAUGACAGCGUGCUACAACCCCGGCGGAAGUCACGCAUGAUGAACGACUUUGGCUUUGCAUCCACGGCGCUGGGUGACAUUGCAGAGGUCUCUUCCAUCCAGGGCUCCGUUCGCCCGCCGUUUACCCGAAGUAGUCGCGAGAACUCAUAUGUCUCAGAUGACGGCGGCUAUGGCAGUGAAGCUGAUGCCACGCAGAGCGUCAUGAGUCGAUCAAGACCGGGCGAAGGCAAUGUUCUGUUUGGAGGUCGCCAGAAGGUCUACAAGAUCCCGAACAGUGGUGCAACCUCCACCCGCAGUUUAGGCAAGCUUGUCUACGAGGAUGAUGUCGGCAUGUCAGCAUUCCAGAAGUACCGGCACAGAGAAAGGGAAUUCGAUGAAAGCCAAUUGCCUCGCCCCUCAGAUGAGAGUCAGGGGUUUAACUUCGGCCUUGAAGGUUCCCACGAUGGGCUCGACACCUUGCCUAAUGACUCCGCCAAAGACCUGUCUCACUCACCAUCGCUUUCUUCUUAUGAGAAGAAGAGGUCGACAACAUCGUCCAUGGCACGCUCAGAUGCACGUUCUUCUACAGCAGCGACAUCUAUUGCUUCUCAACAAGCAGUGAGCGCGCAGCCAUCUCCUGGACACGCACCAGCAGGUGCAGCUACAGCCGCGACAUCGAGCACAGCCGCGAAUGUCGCCCCGAUCACAAUGUCUGCACCACUACUCGAACGACCCAACCCCAAAGCGCGAAGACUCUACGAUCAAGGCCUCGAUCAACACAUGCACGAGCAACAGUCGUCUGCCAUUACUCGACUCAACUCGAUUCAAAAGCAACGCACUAUCGGCGGUAUGAAGUCUCCACCGUUUUUGCAAGGUGCAAAGAGCACCGGUAACCUCAACGAUCGAUCGACUGAGCCAUUUACAGCUUUCCGCGGACAGUCGCCGCCACCCACUGCACCACUUCCCGCGCUGACAACUCUUGGAUCGUUCAGACACCCUCAGUCAGGUUCCUCGAGUCCGGCGCCAAGUGGACCGGCGUCUCCAAUUGACGCCCCAAACAAUGUGUUGACUCAAGCUCUGGAACCAGCUGAUCGUGGUAAAGCGACCGCGAUGGGUGCAUUCAACAAACCGGCACAUGCAUUCGACGAGAACCAAUAUCUGGAACGCCAGAAGGCACUUCAGCGAUCAAACUCCAGCGCGGUGAUGAAGAAGUCGGGCAGUAUUUCUGCUGCGAAGCCACGCACAGAGAGGUCUGAAUACAACGGCAACCAGUCCCCAGAUCUCUUUGCUCGCAGCAGAACGCCAUCCGAUGCUCCGAGUCACCAUGAGAUGACCAAGAAGGCUUACAACAUGUUUCAGAAUGCGGCGAAUCACUUGCCAGCGCCAUCUGCAGACCAACGCUCAGACUCGCCCGCCAAGUCACCACCGCUCCCAGACACGCAUCGAACCUUCUUUGGCAAUAUCAGCGCCAGCGACGACGAGGAUGAUGGAGAAGAGGAGCGGAUUGCACAGUCAUUCGACCAGCCGGAGUAUGGCUACGGCAACUACCAGACACGAUGGCAGCCUACACCACUUCAGUCUGUGUCUGAGCACCCCUCCACCCAGAAUGAUAGGUGGAAGACGACCUUGGUCGAGGAAGAGGAUGAAUUUGAUGUGAAGCCACUGGCUCCGAAGGCUUCAGCCUCCUCGCUCCGCAUCAAUGCUCCUGCGGCGUCGUUCCAAAUUCCACAGCCGCUGGACUCUCCAACGCUAGGUCCUCAAGCGCAAGCCUUGAACGGCAUGGUCCAUCAUCUCCGUCAACGAAGUAACAACUCUUCGAUCUACCCAACAGAGGAGGUGGCACAACAAGAAGAUGAAGAAGAGGUUCCAGAAGUGCCGGAACUGCCUUGGACCACCAAAAAAUCGGAUUCGUUCAACCGUGUUGCGAACACAACCCCGGAAGCUCAGUCAGCACGUGAGUCGACCUAUGCUGUGUCGAAUCCUUGGGACCUCGAUGAACAGAGCGCGGGUGCAUCUCGGGCAAGUCGCGCUUCUGAAGCUGUGAGCACAGUGGACCGAUCCUCGAACGCAUUGAGUCCAGUGGGUCAAUCUUUGAUGGCUCAGUUCAGUCCAGUAGAGAGGACAUCGAGUCCUCGAUUCCCGUCAACAAGUCGGCAGCCAUCAGUCGUCCAGGACUCGUCAUCAAGAUUCGCACAUCCGACUGCACGAGAUUCGGAGGCGUCGUUCUCCAACGAGAAUAGCGUACCUACUUGGCAACAGGAACUGCACAAACAGCACACUCGAGAUGCAAGCACAGCCACUCAGCAGGAACGCGAAGCCUUCCAGAGCGAGUUGGCAGCACGGCGCGCCGCUAUCCAGGAAGGACUCAAGCAGAAGGUCGAGUGGGAAGCUCACUCACGGGGCACUAGCCCUGCGCCUGGUGCAAUGAGGGCGUUCGGAAUGCUGCGAUCGAAGACUAGUAGAGAAUCGUUCGUCCACGCACAAGAUCAGCCUCAAAAGGGUGUUCGAGCUCUGGGCAUUAACGGCGCCAGCAGCACCAGCCUGGUCGACUCCGUUCGGCCUCGUGGGAACUCAUCGCCAAGACCUCCACUGCCAAAUGCUCAGCAUCCUGCCUUCAAACAAGAUGGUCCAGGUCCAUCAACAAGAGAUGCGGACACUGUGCAGGGCGCUAGAGAGCUGGCAUCGAGUCGAGGUCCAGCAAGUCGUGCUCGUAGCCGCUCCAAUUCCACUGCUACCACGGGACGUUCUCGCAGCCGCACAGGUCCAUACCGAGACGAUCUGGAGAAAGCUAUGAUCGAGGGUCACGGUACCUCUGCAGCGGCACAUACACCAGAUGUGUCGCCGUUUCCUGGUGCCUCACCGGCCAUUGGUAGCGACGGAACCGGCCGCCAGAGCGACGAGGACAGACGCAAUGCUGCCAACUAUUUCGAGGCCCGGGCUGCACCCGCCAACAAAGGUCCAUCGCCGAAUGGUCUGACUCCUACAGUAUACACGCCUGGUCGCCCAGUUCCUGUGGCGAAUCCGUAUUCGCAGAAUCACACUCCUGCGCUCAACGGCACUAGUCCGUCAAUUGAGUUGUCGCACUCUCCAAUCACCCCGUCUUCCGCGCGCCCCGGUGGCUUGCGCAAGAUUACAAUUUCCAAGGCAGAUAUCUCUGAGCCAAAGCUCAUAUCUUCCACCUCCAAUGUCGACACAGUCGACCUGCCUCCUGGAGCGUCGCUGAAGAACGGCAUGGAAGAUGCUCCACCGAUCCCACCGAUCAAACCAAAACGUCGGGGGACACGAAAGCUCUUUAGCAGAAACCGGUCGGACUCCACUGGCGACCACGAGAUCAAGGCAACAUCGUCCGAUCCAUCUCUCAACACAUCGCCUAAGCGCGAGUUUCAAUUCCCGCCCAGCAACGUGGUGCGCAUGCCAGCAAUCGUCUCGCCACAAGACUUUCACUCGAGCCCAGCCGUGCCACAAGUCGGCUUUGUCACUCCAGGCUCACCUGAGCGCGUCCAGCGCUCCACUUCUACCACCACAGCUCCCAAGCGAUCAGUCACAGCUCCGCUGUCAGCGCCUCUGGAUGGUAGCAUGUUCUAA